CGGCGAGCCACAUUGCGUCCACGAGUUGCUGGUGGCUGUCGCCUGGGACUCGGAGUCAACGCCGAUUUAACGGUCUCCCAAGUACCCUCACGAUCCCAUCCAACAUACAUCUCUGCCUACAGCAGAUUUUAUUCCGGGAAACAUCUUCAGUGGUAGAUAUAGGUGCUGCCAUUGGAUCAUCUCAAUCGCGGUCAUUCCGUAAUACCUAUUACCCACCGCGACGCCCUACGCGCAUUGCUCGACGCGAUCUCGCGCACUCGACCGAGGUGUAUGACCUGGGUGCACGAUGACGAUCAUACUACUCCUCGUACACUAUAAAGGCGAGAAGACACAAAGAAUGAAAGACCACCGAGACAACGUCACACCGUACCUGGACGAGUUUGUGAACGACGACCUGGCGUUUCUCGGAAUGCCUGCACCUAAUCAAUGUGCGUGCACCUGGCAGUCGGGGUACAUCAAGUGUAUGUGGUCCACCGAUAGAGGCAGCUAUAUGCAGAGAUACAUAUCUGCCGCUUUUCGAGCGAUCGACGUGCAAUGCUUGCCCAGUCGGUCUAUAUCGAAGAUUGGGCUGUCAAUUGACGGCCCAAGUGCUAAAGCGCGAUACAUAACUGCAGCGAGCGUGAAGCAUCCUAGUGCUGCUUACACAAGCUAUCAGAAGCACUCAACGUCCCACACAGCGCGCUCAUGGGAACUUGGGAAGGCACCAAGUGCGCCGAAGACUUUCACCAUUGCGAGAGUGGCGGCCUCACCGAUGCCUUGCCCCUCGGGUUCAGCUACUUCAAGGAUAGGUGACCGUUUCUCGGCGUCAUGAUACUGCAUGCGAUGACAAUCACUAAUGCCAUUGAACGCGUCCUCCUCUCCAGAUGAUACUGCUUGUGCGUCACAAAUAUCGAACAAACCGGCCAGUUCUGUACCUGAUGUGUCGGUAUUCUCAGCAUCCUGGCGAACACGAACCGGAUUACCGCCGUCGACGCGAUUACGAUACGCCUCUCCGAAUCCCUCGAGCUCGACUAUCCCAGCAGGAACCUCGACUCUCACUUCAUCAAGACCAUCCCUGCGAGAUGA
Molecule: messenger RNA, 1065 nt
Organism: Rhodofomes roseus
Lineage: Eukaryota; Fungi; Basidiomycota; Agaricomycetes; Polyporales; Fomitopsidaceae
Exons: 5
Coding region: 287-811 (174 amino acids)
Source: RefSeq, a predicted model, not a curated record